This is a messenger RNA of Drosophila obscura, 1269 nucleotides long. RefSeq lists its product as uncharacterized. The record is from RefSeq and is a predicted model, not a curated record. Bases 526 to 1209 code for a protein of 227 amino acids. NCBI's taxonomy places the organism in Eukaryota, Metazoa, Arthropoda, Insecta, Diptera, Drosophilidae. The transcript is spliced from 3 exons.
CAAUUCACUGGCUUUUGGCUUUAGCUUUAAAUAAAUUCUUAGAAACGACUCGCUUGGAUUGGAAUCGUCGAUGUCUAUUGCAAUUAUUUACCUCACAAUAUUUCCGGUAAUUCCUGAGCAGAAAAGCAGCUGCAUUUGGCAAUUAAAAAGUAAACAAAUUACACUUUUUACUCGUAUAAAUACUCACAAAAUAUUUCUGCAAUCCAUUCAAAACAAUUGGAAACUUUUUCGCAAACCAAAUUCAACAAAUUUCUCAGAAAUAGCCUCGACUACAACUGUUUUGAUCAAAAGUAUAAAUUUAAAAUUUUGGCAGCCACCGAUUCGAUAAAAAUAUAUAUGCAUCUCACUCUCGCUGCAUGCUUUUCCACCAUACGGUUUUUAUUGCUGAUCUGCUCGCACGCUCUGCCACUGCACUGCAUUCUCCGUAGUGCUGGCAAAUUCACAAAUAGUGCGCGUCAACUGUAGUGUUGGUAAGCAAACAAAAAGCCCCCUCGCAUUUGAUGCUGUCUUUGUGUUUAUUUUUGUAUGGAAACCUCUAAAAUGUCUACCAAACGCAAGGUUCAAGAGAAAGCUCAAGCGGCCGCUGACCAAAACGUGCGCCAGUCUAAUAACAGGCCAUCGCGUCCACGCACUUUCGAAGAAUGCAUGCAGGCAGUGGAAAGUGAAAUCAAUGAACUAAAUCAAAUGAUGGAGGAAUUUAAGAAGUCCCGUUUUGAGCGUGAAACUAAACCGCGAGACAAGAACCCUAGAAAGGCCACCAAGCGCAAGGCAACGAAUGCAGAGACCAGGAAACCAGCGAAUACUCAGGAAAGGAAAGCAACGAGUACGCAAGUAAAGAAGCCAAGGAAUCCACAUGUGCAGAAGCCAACACAAGCAAAGGAGCCAACGACUGGCCAAGCAAAGAAACCCAGGAAGCCCCGAGUAACGAAACUAAAGAGCACCGACUCUACAGAGCCGACUAUCUCUCUGGAUAUGGGAAAUGGAACCACAGGCAAUGGCAUUGCGAAGAUGGACCAGCACCUGGACCAGACGAAGAGCUUCCCAGUUGCGGCCCCAGCGAAGACAAAGAGCUCAAAAUCUGAGGCACCAUCGAAGAUCAAAAAGGAACCAACAAGCUCCCAAUCUAAGGUAACAUGGAAGCUCGAAAAGGAACCAAAAAGCUGCAAAGUUAUGGCAACAAAAGUCGAAGGCUUACCUUACCGCAAAUAGAAGAUGCCCCAGCAAGCAAUCAGCAUUGAGAUGUUGCUGCAACAGUAGCAAUCCCACAGG